AUUAUGUUUGGAACUUUCUAUGGAUAUAUCACCAGAAGGCCAGAUAAACACAGAAAUACUUAUGAAAUUCUUAAAUCCCUGAGUGUCUACAUUCAUGACACAUUCGUGAUACAUACAAUCACCACUGUGGACUGGAACAUGACAAACACUCAAUGCUGAACAUGGACACAAACAAAACAGGAGGAAAUUCUGUUUUGUUAGCCUCUGGGAAAAAUGUAAAAAAUAUUCAUUUCACAGCGUCACCCAUUUAGCAUUGGGUGAGCCCCAAAUCGAAGCUAGGUCCAGAACCAACAUCUCUAUAAUUCACCUCUAAAGUUUAAAAUUCGCUUCUGUACCUCUACCAAGACGGCAGAUCAUCUCCCCCAUCCUCCUCGACUGAUUUAAGAAUUAAACAAUGAAGCAUAGGUUAUUUAUGGGGCAACUGAUGAAAAUUUCAAGCGUUGCUACAGGCACAAGUAUGGUCUGAUAAAACCCAAACUUCCAUCUUCAGCAUCCUCAGUCCUUGAUAAAAAGAGGUGGAGAACCAUUACAGGGGUAGGCGUGCUGCUGACAGGAGAACCUGCAUGGUUUAUGAGACUGAGAUGAGACGAGGCGAGAUCUGUUCAUCUAAACUCAUUAUGUCCAAGUUAAUGACUGGUUUAGAUAGUACAGUUUAUAAUGGGACUAAAUUACAGAGGAGGUUUUUAAAUGGGAGUAGAACUUUAGACUGGAACUAAACCCCUUCGUAGUCUUCAACAAUGUUCAUGUAAAGCGUUGCAUUGUUCUCCUUCUGUAUUGUACUACACUGGUGCUCCUCUACUGUUCCCUCCAUACAGUAUAAAGGAAUCUUAAGAAGGAAAAUGCUAUUAAUAGGCAGCGGGGCUCACACACCACGUUCCAAAAUGACUUUCCUAAUGCUUUGUACUGCGUGAGCCUCCCUCAGUGUCAUGUUUUUGUGUUAAUUACUACCCCGGAUGAAUAGAACAAAGGCAUGGUCUUUUCCCCACGCUGUUCAGCAUGGUGGUGAGGAGGGUGACACAGUUCAGUAGAGGGAAGGUCCUUGUGCUGAAUAGGGUCCUUGUAGGGCUUAGUAAAGUGAAGAGAACAGGCAGAAUGAAGACAUGCUUUGUCAGCGGCUUUGUGAGCUCCGUCUGUCUAUUGUGAUCCGGUCACAUGAGUGACACUGAACUUAUAUACAGAAUAUAUCCAUACAGUGUGUGGCUGGAAAUUCCUCUAUUACCUUCAUGCACAUCAUGAAUGUCUGGAAUUAAAGUACACUAUGGAGACUGAACAAUAUGACCGUAAUGCAUGUGUGUGAAAGAGAAACUUUUACUCUGUUAAAAGUGCAUGAACUACAAUUAAAUAACAAAAUAUGACGCAAUCGUUUGAAAAAGUGGCAUAAUGAGCAGAAAGCAGACAGAGGAGCCGGUGUGAGAAGGUUCAUGUCUUCUCUUUGAUUUUCAGCUUCUGAAAUCAGGAGCUUAUCGUGCAAAAAGAAAAAAAACAAAAACCUAAUCUCAUUCCACCUCCCUCACUGUCUCACUCAUUCUCAUUUCUGACCGCUUCUAAUCACACAAGCCGUUGAGAUUUAGAUGAUGACAUAAUCCGUGCUCCUCCCCUGGGUGCAUGGCAGCAGGGUCUCUUUAAAUCAAGUGCACUGGUGUGUAGGGUCAGUGCUCUAACUGGACACUCAGCCAUGUUCGUCCUGAGCUAGGACACAACAGCGUGCUUCACACAGCAUGAGCGAAGGCCAUCUAGAGAAGCUGUUACACGAAGGUACUUAUUAAAGCUGGAAAUAAGUCCCAGGACAGUGGAAUCGCAGAGAUGGAGGAGCUCCCUGUUCCUCAGAACAUCAAAAUCAGCAACAUCACUUGUGACUCUUUUAAGAUCUGCUGGGACAUGGAUUCCAGGGCCAAGGAGCGCAUCACACACUACUUUAUUGACCUUAACAAGAAAGAGAACAAGAACGCCAACAAGUUCAAGCACAAGGAUGUCCCCACCAAGCUGGUAGCCAAGGCAGUGCCUCUGCCCAUGACAGUGAGAGGCCACUGGUUUCUGAGCCCACGCACUGAGUACACUGUAGCAGUCCAAACAGCGUCCAAACAGAGUGACCGAGACUACGCUGUGUCCGAGUGGAGCGAGGUUGUGGAGUUCUGCACAGCCGAUUACUCCACAGUCCAUCUCACACAGCUGCUGGAGAAAGCCGAGGCUAUCGCGGGGAGAAUGCUGCCCUUCUCCGUCUUCUAUCGCAACCAGAACAAAGAGUACUUUGACCAUGCAAGGCAUGCGCAGAAAAACAAGAUGCUGCCAUUGGUGAAGGACAACAGCGGCAGCCACGGCUCACCCAUCAGUGGCAAGCUGGAAGGCAUCUUCUUCAGCUGUAACACCGAGUUCAAUACGGGUGCCCCACCGCAGGACUCGCCGUACGGCCGCUUCCGCUUCCAAGCGCCGGCCGAGGCUCUCUUCAACCACAACACUAACUUGUACUUUGCAGAUUUCUACUGCAUGUACACGGCUUACCACUACGUCAUCCUGGUGCUGGCACCAUGCGGCUCACCAGGCGAUGAAUUCUGCAAGCAGAGGCUCCCCUUGCUGGACAUCACCAACAACCGCUUCAUGACGUGCACCGAGGAUGAAGAAGGGCGGCUUUCCUUCCACCAUGCGCAGGACCUCAUCCUAGAGGUGAUUUAUACAGACCCCGUGGACUUGAGCCUGGGCACGGUGGCUGAGAUCAGUGGGCACCAGCUCAUGAGUCUGUCUACGAUCAACGCCAAGAAGGACCCCAGCUGCAAGACCUGUAACAUCAGCGUCGGUCGCUAAACCCCCGUUCAAGCGCCCCCUGCUGUUCAGUUCUGUUCUGUUCUACCUGUUUGUUCGAAGUCUUUUCUUUCCAAUAACUCUCUCCUUUGAUAACCCUGUAGGAGUCUCAAGGCUCCUCGAAAUGCAUGUGUCUCUCAAGCUUUUUACCAAACACUCAUCUCUUAUUGAGUAUAUUCGACCGUAGCUCUAUUUUUCUAUCCGUAUCCAGAGGCAUCAUUAGGACUAUCCUUGUGUUAAAAAAAAAGGGAUGCCUCAUUUGCUCCUUUAAUCCUUAUUGGCUGUGAAACCUUUUAGAGUUACAGUGCCAUAUUUUGCCAAAGGUGACAACAUAAAGUAGCAUCAAUCUGAUAAUGUAGCUGGAUAUAUACUGUACAACGAGGCUAUAUACUGUACGUGUGUAUUAAUAUUACACAGAUUUCGGAUCAUUCUAAAGAACAUUGUAGACGUCAAUAACGAAACGAUGACAUCAGCACUUCUUUCCUAGGCGUUCUGCAGUGUUUCAUGUUAUUUAUUCCGAUCUAAAAACCUACUAUACUGUGUCUGACACUUAAUAAACAUUGCCAAGUAGUAGAAAUAGAAAAAUAUUUAUUUUUUAACCAGUGUAUAGAAAACGGAACGGACCAGAAGUGCACGAUACCAAGGACUUUGGGACAGGAAAUGGAUGCACAUGAGAGCAAGAAAGAAAUUUCUCAAAAAAAUUAAAUUUGCACAAAUCUACCGCAUAAAAACAAUGCAAAAUUAACAUGCACUAAAAUCUAUUGUUCAAACAACGAAAUAGUCAUGGUGGCUGUGUACGUCAAAAAUUCCAUCUGGGAACACAGCUAACACAUGACACCGAACAAACCACACAUGAUUGUAGAAGACGGCUCCAUGUCGGCCUGGCAUGCAAGACACAAACACCAUUGUUUAAUAUAAGUUGUUGUGGCUGAAACGGCAAAGCAGGGUUGGUAUAAUCUGUAGAGGUUGUUAAUUGUUUGGGGGUUUUUUUCUUAUUUUUCUGAGUGUGUUAAACUUUCUGACCAUAAAAAGGACCAUUGUGCUUCAUGGUAAAGUGGUAAAGCAUAGUCAAAUUUCUUAUACCUUUAUAUAUAUUUUUUCUUUGAAUCUUGUCAUUGUCAUUUUGCCCUUCCUUUAAGAGGCUUCUUAAUGUGUCACAGUUCACUUCUUUGUAAAAAAAAAAAAUGAAAAAGAAAAGUGUAA
This is a messenger RNA of Hemibagrus wyckioides, 3999 nucleotides long. It is a transcript of the gene phyhiplb, whose product is annotated as phytanoyl-CoA 2-hydroxylase interacting protein-like b. Gene Ontology annotation, cellular component: cytoplasm. Gene Ontology annotation, molecular function: protein binding. The record is from RefSeq and is a predicted model, not a curated record. The transcript is spliced from 5 exons. The coding region runs from base 1804 to 2799 and encodes 331 amino acids. NCBI's taxonomy places the organism in Eukaryota, Metazoa, Chordata, Actinopteri, Siluriformes, Bagridae.